Molecule: messenger RNA, 6306 nt
Organism: Volvox carteri f. nagariensis
Lineage: Eukaryota; Viridiplantae; Chlorophyta; Chlorophyceae; Chlamydomonadales; Volvocaceae
Exons: 13
Coding region: 1-6306 (2101 amino acids)
Source: RefSeq, a predicted model, not a curated record
AUGGGCAGCUGCAGCACCAAGCUGCGUAAUAUUUUCCAGAUGGCGCAAAAGCCUGAGGGCCCUCUGGGCAAAAACACAUAUCGCCACCAAAGUUCACAUUCUCAGUCGCCAAAGGCGCCAAAAAGUACUGUUGAAGCUCGCGACAACGGGUUGUGCGGCGCACGGCUGGACAGCCCAGGGCCGCAAAACCCGUCCACAGCUGCGGCCGCUGCUGCGCCUUUGCACCCUCCCAGCGAUUUCUACUGCAGCUCUGGGAUUGAGCAAUUGAGUGCCACACGUAGUAGGUCUGUGGAGCGCCACAAGUCUCCGACUCCGACCAUGUACGACGAUCCGGCGGCGCAGCAACGACGGCAGGAUUGUGUGCCGAAGCAUCAUUCGGACCUGUCGGCGGACGCUAUUUCCUUGCAUCAUCCGCUCAUAUCCAGGAAUGCAGGCCUUCAGCAGCCGCAUUCGGCCACGCAGGCUGCUGCUGCUGCUGCUACGGCGACGGCGGCGGCGGCGGCCUCCGCCGUACUUGGUGCCACCUCGUCCCUCCAGGGAGAUGAGCGCGAGCGCGUUUGCACUGCUGCAAUCGGAGAGCAGUUCGCGGCGGCUGUGGGGGCGGGGGUCUCCGGAGAACCUUCCAUGGCCCAGCGCCAUCGAGGCUCAACAGCCGUGAUAUCCCGGGGCAGCAUCGGGGUGUUCGAGGGCACGGCGGGAGGGUCGGCCGGAGGUGGCACGGCGGACGUGUAUGCGCCGUACAUCCCAUCCUGGCAGCUUCCUGUUGCCACAGCAGGAGCAGCAGUACCCGGGCAAAGAGAAGCAGUGGCUGGUGAUACCCAGCUCGCGGCGUUGCAGGCGCGAGGCAGUCUUGCACUGUUGGCUAGUGGCGGCUCAGUCGCCGGGGUUGGGAGGUGUACGGACAUGGGCGUCAGCGCGUCGCCUCCAGAAGGGCAGCGCCCGCAAUCACCGCCGCCGCCGCCGCUAGUGAAGCUAGAGGACGAACUCGAAUUGCGUUCGCAGCCGUGCAUCGCAGACGAGUCAUCUGGUGCCGGUCAUCUGGCAGCCAGUGGGACGGUACCACAGGCCCACGGGUCACAAUACGCCACUACUGGGACACAGCCGCGGCCAAUCCAGACGUCGCCGCCUCCGAGUGUGCUCGCCGCCCGGGACUUCCGAGGUCUUGUGCCGUCGCCGGCGGCACUGAGCAUUCCCGGCACCUUGGUAACCGAUCUGUACGAGCAGGAUCGGGUUAACGGCGGUGCUGUACAAUCGCUGCCGUCGGUGCCGGCGCCGCCGCCGCCGGCGAUCAUGCAACAGCCAGAGUUCCUGUCCGGAGGCCGCAAGGCCGGAAAUGCGUCAGAUUCCCCGCACGACUCGGCCCACUACCAUACGCCAAGUCAGCAGGCAGGUUCUGGACCCCAUCGUGUCGUCGAAAUGGGUGGUCCUGAGGGCGAUCUGGCGGCGGCGGCAGACCGCCUUACAGCUGGGCUGACCGGCGACGGCAUCGUACAUGUCGUACAUGCCGCCGCCGUCGCGGCCCUGAGCAGUCUGUCGGUGCCGUCGGCAGCCGCGCCGGCGUGGCAAUACGCAGCUGGUGCAGUGGGCGCUGCGUCACCGUCGGGUCCGUUCACUUCGCAACCGCCGGGGGGGAUGCCGGUGUCGGCAGGCCACCCGGGGCUCGAGUCCCCGCGAGCCCAGGUCCGGAAGCUCCAGGAUAUCGAGAAGCGGCUUCGCCAAAUGGAAGCGGAUCUCUCAGCCGCCAAUCGGCAGACCCAGACGGCACAGCGGGAUAAGCUUAGGGUCAUCGAGAAUUGCGACCAAUUGGAGGAUCACGUGCGUCAGCUAAAGGACCUGGUGAGGAAUCAGGAGCAGCAGAUUACGCAGCUCCGGAACCAGUCGACUCGUGUAACGGCUUCGGAGCGGAGGUUGCAGGGCGAAGUGCAACUGCUGCAGCGGCAAAACCAGGAAAUAAGAUCUCAGCACACCAGUGUACUUCGCAAGUUGCACGCCGUACAGCAGGAAGUGACCGCACUCCUGGACGAGCGGGACGAGCUGCAGGAGCGAUGCAGCGAGCUGACCGGCAAUGUGGAUGACCUCCAUGUACAGCUGUCCCUUCUGGAGCAUCAGCUGAAACAACAGGAGGAGGAGGAGCGGGGGAGGAUGGGCUCAGCUGUACAAAAAGGGGGAGGGGGGGCUAUAGGCGGCGGCGGCGGCGGUGGCGGUAGUUUCCAACUGAACCGCCCCGACCUAGGUUACCGCGCGCCAACAGCGCCGCCACCGCCGGUUCUUUGGCUCGAUGCAUCACGUCUGCGGGUGGGGGCAGAUCAGGAAAUUGGUUUCGGAGUUUCGGAGCUGAAGAAGCACCUGUACGAUCUUGCUUUGAACCUGGAAGAUAUGGUCACUAUGCAGGUACAGAUACCUCGCGGCGAUGUCCGCGGCCGCCUAAUCGGCCACCAGCUCCUGCUCUGGCUGCUGCGGGAACUUUGGUCCGACACUACCGGACUGAUCUGCCGCGCGGGGCUAGGACAGGGCGCGCUUCGGGUACGGCAUGGUACGGCGACGGCGACGGCGGCGGUGCCAUCGCAGAGAGGCGACCCACGGGUCAUUGCGGAGUCCGCUCCUGGGUCCUGGCACUUGGGGCCGCUGCCACUGCUUCCCGAGGAGCGGAACCUGCAGUCGCUGCUCCGAAGCCACGCCGCCAGGCGAUGGUAUGACGUCGUACGGGACGUGGCGGCUCAGGAGCAGGCGAGUACGGCAAGCGGCGGGAGCGGUCCCGUGCAGUUGAGGCUUAACGGUGGCGGCAACGGGAACACGGCUGUCGCAACGGAGGCGGAGGCGGCUGUACGUCACGUUGUGGACUUCGUUGCAUCAAGUCUUCAAGAUGUCGUGACGGAGGCGGCGAAGGGGCUGUGCGGGGUACGGCAGCCGCUGCAGGCGCCGUCGACGGCAGCAGCAGUUCGCAUCUUGCGGGUCCUGUCGUACAAUGCUGUCCUGGUUGGUCUAUUCGUGCCCGCGGCGCAUCCCUUGCUGCGGCUGGCGGUAUCGCCGGCGGCGGACCCGGCGGCGGCGGCGGCCGCAGCUGCUGCCACCGUCAGCGCCGCCGCUGCCGCCAGUUCCGUAGGGCUUAGGGCGUGUCCGAAGAUUGCAAACGACCAGUCCUCCACAGGGAUUGAGAACGGGGCUCGUUUUGACCCGAGCUUUCAAAUCAAUGCAAAAAUGCUUUCCCUUUCCCUGCCGCCACCGCCGCCGCCACCGCCGCAGCCGCAGCCGCCGCACCAGCAGCAGCUCCUCAGUAGCCAUGGCCGGCCCAGCGAGGCCCAGGAUCACGCGGCAAGGCAGCCACACGUGCUGUGCUGCGUAAAGCCCGGCGCAGUGUACGACGACGUGAUGGCGGGUCGCGCUGUCUGUGCGGUUCAGGAGGAAGUGCUGACGUGGACGAGCGCGCCUCCGACCGCUGUAACGGCUGCCGUACCAGCGACAGCAGCAGCCGCAUCAAACGCGGAGCUGCUUAGUACUCAGCAGGCGGCGGCUGAGGGCAAGGUAGCUGUCGUGGCAAAUAUGGCGGUCACAAGCGUGUGUGCCGGCGGCAGCGAGGCUACGGGAGAAGCAUCAGUAGCAUCAGUAACAGAAGUAAAAAUGGCGGCGCGGAAGACAGUGAUUAAGACGGGUGUCGGAAAGCACCCAGCGGCAGCGGUUGACAGCAGUCAGACAGGCGUGGACGAAACCGGAGCGGCGGCGGCGGCGGCGGCAGCGGCGGCGUCCUCGACGGUGGACGCCAAGCCGCCGUCGCCGUCGUCGUCAUUGAUGGCAGUCUCGGCUGGCGGCGGCGGCAGGCAGCCAGCAGCUGCUACAGCCCCGACAGCGGCGCCGACACGGGGUGCAGCAGGCGGUGCUGCCGACGAGAAAGCGGCCCAUGCGCUUUCGCACGUGAACGACCUGUCGACAGCGGGUACGGCAACCGCGGCACUGGUUUCGGCUCAGAGGGCCCCGACAGCCGCGUCUCUUUCACAGAUGGGGCCCACGACGACGCGGCCGGCGGCCUCCGCCGCGCCUGCCACAGCAGCGGCAACGCCCACCACCACCACCACUACCACCACCAUUACCACCACCACCACCAUCGCGUAUAAUGCCCCUGCAAACCAGCAGUUCGUCACACUGGCACAGGUCCCGCAGCCUAACGUCCCGGACUCCCAGACCGCCAAGCCCGGAGGCGAGUCACCGGGGUCACCGGGGGCGCCUCCUCCCGCUACUGCGACACAGCCCCCAGCGCCGCCGCACACGCCGCCUCGAACCAGCAAGCAAGCUGAGAACAGGUCCGGACCUUCCGGAGUCCCGCCGCCGUCGGCCCCGCCGCCGCCACCGCUGCCGCCGCCGUCGCCGCCAGCGGUGUAUGUGUCACCAGGGACCACUGCCGCCACCGCCAAUAUCCCCGCCGGCAGCCAUUCUGGGCCUGCGAUGCGGAGUUAUGCCACCGUCGCGGCUGCUGCCCCUGCCAAGCCCACGGCGGGCCGGAUGCCGUCGCCGUCGUCGUCGUCGUCGUCGUCGCCUUCGGGCACCGCAUGCCCGGCAGCCCCGCCGCCAGGGAACACCUCUACGGGCGCCGCGACUGCUGCUGUGCACGCGCAGCAGGGGCGAUGCGGGCUCGCGUCCUUUAUAACCAACACCACCAACACCACCAACACCACCACCACCACCACCACCACCAACAACAACAACAAAAGUGACAGCUAUGCCAGCAUUGCCAAGCGUAACCUGGACGACGGGCAGGCUGCCGAUCGACAGAUUGGCUACUCUGAUGAGGGUUCACAACGCCGAAUCCCAGUUGCGAGCCCGGGGGGAAAAUUGCCUUGCAAUGUACAGCAAGACGGUUGCGGUUCGGCGUCGUUUUCCGACCUUCUGGCCUUCGGGGUUACCAGCAGCGAUCUCAACAUCCCUUGCAGUUCGACCACGAGCAGCUGGGACAGCAAGCACGACUUCGUUGGACUUUCGCUGGCCAGCCUUCCCGACCUCGUGGUUCGGCCUUCGCACUACCUCACAAUCCUGAACUGCGACGGAUAUUACCUGCAACAAGAAACAGCACGGUCGCCUGACGAAUGCCGCCAUCAUGGCAGCGACGCUGCCGCGACAGCCCUGGAGCUCGAAGCCGCGCGCCAAGCAAGCCAAUCCAAAGAGCCGGCUGACAGCCUAAACACCACCUCCCAACCCACAUCUCAAGAGCGCGCAAUCAACGAGCGGGUCCUAGCUGUCAGGGCACUUUGCGGUGGAUUCAGUUCCCAGCAGCAAGACCUGGCCAUCCCACGUACAGCUCGCCAUUUCCCUACUGUUGUAGCUACUGAUUCCGUACACGGUAACGAAGCGGUUUCGGAGCCGACUGCUUUGGCUAGUACAUCAGCCGUCCGGCAGCAAAUCAGGCCCAUGUCAGAUACCGGCUUCCCAGAGGCACCCUCCUGCACUACUGUGACUGAGCGGCUGUGCCUGAGAGCUAACUCACCUCACCAGCCGGUCCCAACGCCUCCGAAGGUCCCGCCGCAUUGUCGGGAGGCCGACUCGCUCGGAGCAACCUCACGGCGGGGGUUAUCCUCGGGCCAGCUGACCAGCUUUGGCGUCUGUUCCGGCCCCUCCUCGUCCCUGCCGUCACAAGGAGUAUCGUCCUCAUAUCGUACAAGUUCCGUGCCGUACACAGGCUCCGCAGCCGUUGGAACAGCUACAGCAGCAACAGCAAUAGAUGAGAGGUCGCGCUUCGUGAGGUGCAAGUGCGACGAAGCGCUGGCACUGCCUGAUCAGCUGCCGGACGAUUCCGUACACGGCGGCAGGCCCCGUCAUCCCUCCCGGGACGCCACCAUGCAGCCGUCCGACGGCCCGCCGUUGCUUGCAUUGGCCGAGGCCGAAUCAGCCGCCCAUAACCGCCCAAUAUUAGAUCCCUCAGCAUCGGUGCUGCCUACCGCGCCCGUUACGGUCUGCUUCGGUGCUGUUACGUCGUCGGCGGGAUCUGUCGUCUUGCCUGGCAUGCUGGCCGGGGACAGGGGAAAGCGGCGGGGGGCGGAGGCAGCGGCCCCGGGGCACGCUGCACAGCAACUGCUAGGGGAUCUGCAUAUGCAGUUGCGGCCGUUGUGUAUGGCGGCCAUUUGGUUGUUACUGUUGGCGCUGGCACUACCUAGACUGGUGUGGGGAUAUCUGGCUGUGCCCCUCGCCCACCCCCUUGUCAGGAUUGUGGCUGCGAGGCUUCAAAAGGGGUCUUUGGCGCAGUUCGUGUGGCUGGGCUCUGAGGAGCCUAGAGGCUAUCUACAAAGCGACUCAGGCAAUGUGACAUGCUCUGUUUCCUAA